Messenger RNA from Centruroides sculpturatus (bark scorpion), 1024 nucleotides. RefSeq lists its product as uncharacterized. The transcript is spliced from 8 exons. The record is from RefSeq and is a predicted model, not a curated record. NCBI's taxonomy places the organism in Eukaryota, Metazoa, Arthropoda, Arachnida, Scorpiones, Buthidae. Bases 57 to 497 code for a protein of 146 amino acids.
UUACCUAUAUAAAGCCCAUUUACUGUACAAAAUCCAUCGUUACCGAAGUUUCCAAAAUGUACAGUAAAAUGUAUCAUUUUACUUUACUCGCUUUACUCGCUUUAAUAUGCAAUAACUAUGCGGAUGAGGAUGCUUGCUUGGAUAUGACGGAAAGAAGUUGCCUUCAGGAGAAAAUGAAAAAUGUCAAUAUAAAACAGUUAGAAAGUGACUUCGAUAUUUGUUGCACCGGAAAUCUUGGAAUCAAAACUUUAAUGUGCUUGAAAGAAAAGAGGAACGAUACUUUCGGUGAUUGCGUCAAUAUUACAGAAAAAUGGGAGUGUUUUAUGAAGAAAAUGAUGGCGAACGAAGAGAUUAAAGGAAUGUUAAAAGACUUAAUGGACAUGAAAGAAUGUAAAGACUUCAAGACGAAAAUAAAGGAAAUGACCAAGAAAAUGUGCGAGAAUUCCGACAACGAUUCCGAUGUAGAAUUUAUCUGCAACAAUAUGCCUAAGGAGUAGGCUGAAAAUAUUCUUUUAUAUUCAAAUUUUAUAUAUAUAUUCCGUUAAGUUUUAAUUCAUUUGUUAACGUCACAAAUUAUAUAAUAAAUAUUAUACUUCUGCACGGAAAUAACUGUUUUCUGUCGUAAUUUUAAAGAUUUAAAUAAUUCGUGGGAUCAAAAUAAUUCUCAUUUGACGUCAUUUUGCCUCUGAAGACAAUAGAAAUCAUAUAAAUUUUCAGAUAUAGGAGCGAUAACUUAUAAUUUCUAUGAGUUUUAGUGUCUUAAUAAUGAGAAAUUAUGCAAAAAAAUCCGCAAAAUUAUUACAAAAAAUUUUUCAAAUUAACUCUAUCUGACAUUUUAUUAUAUAGAAAAUAAAUAAACUAUAAGAUAAUGUCACUCCUUUCUAGAAUUUGAUUGCAUUGACAUGUUACAGGAAGACGGAAGCGUGUUUUAUAAUUUCUUAAAACACCGACAUUAUCUUUACUAAAAAUAAAUAUUGUAGAGACUUUAACGUUUUGAAAUCUUCACAAAAAUACAAUAAAAAUA